AUGAUGGCCAAACACCUCAACUGGUGCCAGUGUCCUACUGUGAACAGCUUUGCCAAGUCCACAAGUGCAAUAGAACGUCAAACCGCAAACGCCGAAGCUCCGGCGGAUAAAGUCAAACUCACCGUUUCAGCGGGGCCCAGUCAGACGAUCCAGCUGCCCGUGGACCAGGCAGUUCUGACCAGCUUCGUCCUGCCCGACUCUAAAAACUACAAGUACAGCUGGGAGCUGGUCUACCCGCUGAACCAGGUGGACAUUGGCAACAUCGAGGGCCUCAACAAGGACCAGGUCAAGGUCUCCCACCUGAAGCCGGGCAACUACACCUUCCGCGUGACGGUCACCGGCGGCGACAAGCCCAACGACGGCGGCAGCGCCACUGUCGGCCUGACCGUCCUCCCGCCGGCCACCGCCCACCACCGCCCGCCCAUCGUCGUCAUCGAGCCGAACGCGCAGACGGUGCAGCUGCCGAACAAGGAUGCGGUCCUCGACGGCUCCGCCUCGCGCUCGCCCGACGCCGCCGACGGCACCACCACCAUCGUCCGCUACGACUGGGCGGCCAUCAAGGUGCCCAUCGGCUACAAGAACCUCCUCCCCCUCAACUCGAGCAUCCUCCGCCUGAAGGACCUGACGCCCGGCCUGUACGUCUUCAACCUGACGGUGACCGACUCGCGGAACGCCACCAACUCCACCACUGCCUCGGUGACGGUGCUGAAGGAAGCGGACUACCCGCCGGUGGCCAACGCCGGCCCCGACAUUGUCGUCUACCUGCCGCAGAACUCGGUGACACUGAAUGGAAGCGCCUCCACCGACGACAAGGGCAUCGAGAGCUGGCAGUGGUCACGGGCGGACGAUGGGGGCGGCGGCUCGGGAGGUUCCGGCGGCUCUGGCUCAGGUGGCCCUGGAGGCGGCGGCGGCGGAGGUGGCUCCGGCUCGACCGCCGCCGUGGACAUGGACGGCACCUCCACCGCCUACCUCCACCUGUCCAACCUGCAGGUGGGCGUGUACAAGUUUGUCCUCCAGGUGACCGACACCAGCGGGCAGUCGUCGCGGGCGGAGACGCACGUCUUUGUGAAGCCCGAGUCGAAUGAGGCGCCGAGGGCGGACGCCGGCGGCGACCUGGAGCUGCGCCUGCCGCUGACGCCGAAGAGCGCGCUGCUGGAUGGGAGCAAGUCGGCGGACGAUAUUGCCAUUGUUCGUUGGGAGUGGCUGCAGAUUGACGUUUGCCAGAACGACUGCUCCGGCCAUGGGAGCUGCGACCCCUACAGCCGGCGGUGCAUGUGCGAGGCCUUCUGGAUGGAGAACUGGCUGCGCGUCUACUUUGGAGAUAAUCAGAGUAAUUGUG
This is a messenger RNA of Rhagoletis zephyria (snowberry fruit fly), 1339 nucleotides long. The record is from RefSeq and is a predicted model, not a curated record. NCBI's taxonomy places the organism in Eukaryota, Metazoa, Arthropoda, Insecta, Diptera, Tephritidae.